This is a messenger RNA of Gastrolobium bilobum, 2177 nucleotides long. Its product is annotated as BTB/POZ domain-containing protein At5g60050. The record is from RefSeq and is a predicted model, not a curated record. The transcript is spliced from 2 exons. NCBI's taxonomy places the organism in Eukaryota, Viridiplantae, Streptophyta, Magnoliopsida, Fabales, Fabaceae. The coding region runs from base 348 to 1877 and encodes 509 amino acids.
UUAUGUGAGUAACAUUACAUUAUUCAAAUGGGAAGAGCAGAUGCCAGUAGAUAAUCUUAAUCUCCGUCAUUUUGUAACAGAGAAACAAUUGUUUUUUAUUUGGUUUCCCUUAUUAUUAUUACAGACUACACCCUCUCUUGGAUUCUCUCAGCUACUACUCUCUCUCUCUCUCUCUCUCUCUCUAUAUAUCUUUCUCUCUUUCUCUAUCUAAUGUUGAAGAAGGUACUAAUCUGUGACUGUGAGUGAGUGAAAUUCUGGGAAAAUUUCCAUUUCCAACUCCGAUUUCUUCAACUUUGUGUAGCAGCUAACACUACCACUGCCACUGCUACUGGGUUUCUUCCAAUUCGAUGGGUAGAGAGAAUGCACUGAAAUCCAGAGAGGUAUCUGCGAUGAUAAAGCAGGGUUUCAUUGCAGACCCAACAUUAACAACCUUCUCUUUCUCACCUUCUAGAACCUUCUCUUCUCCUCCUUUCUCUCCCUCCUCAACUCGCCCGAGUCAGACUCAUUCCCAUACUCACACCCAGACCCAGACCCAGACCCAGACCCUCUUCGAUAUGAUGUCGGAGGAGCACACUCGCGAGUCGAAAUUCUCCGACGACAAGCGCCGGAAAAUGCAAGAUCGGGUAUUGAAGCUUCUCGAUGAAGAGCCGUUUCGCGGUGGCGGCGGUGAUGUGAAACUCACGGUGGUUUCGAGGGAUGGAUUCAAGGUUUCAAUGGAUGUGCACAAGAGAGUUCUCGCCGACAAGAGCAGGUUCUUCGCGGAGAAGCUUCGUUGUGAGAGUGGGCUAUCGCACUCGGUGGAGAUCAGUGACUGUGACGACGUUGAAGUGUACGUUGAAGCUGUCGUUUUGAUGCACAGUGAAGAUCUCAAGAGAAGGUUGAGAUUAAUGGGUGAAGGGGUUUCUAAAGUUUUGAGCUUGCUCAAGGUAUCAGCAGCUAUCAUGUUUGACCUUGGGGUUGAAUCAUGCCUAGAAUAUUUGGAAGCUAUUCCAUGGACUGAGGAUGAACAAGAGGAAGUAAUAUCUCAGCUAGGUCAUCUGCAGCUUCAUGACUCUGCAACUCAAGUUCUUCAUAGAGUAUCAUCUGAUCCAUCUACUGCUGCAAGAGCCGAUGACAUCUUCAUGAACCUGCUGAAUGGUGUUCUACAAGCAAAAGAUGACAAAGCUCGUAGGGAAAUGAAAGCUUUGAUAUCUAGAUUGCUUAAAGAGAAUGCAUCUAAUGAUAGCAGCAGACUUGAUGUUUCUAAAGACACACUUUAUCACCUUUGCCAUAGGUGCAUCAGUUCGCUUGUCCUAUGCCUGUCCGAAGCAACCGGCAAGGAUGAGAGGCCAGAUCGCGGGGUUCUAAUGAGUGAAAUAACUCGUGAAGCUGACAAUAUUCAGUGGAUUGUUGACAUUUUGAUUGGCAAAAAGAUGGGUGAUGAAUUUGUGAAAAUAUGGGCAGAACAGAAAGAACUUGCUACACUUCAUUCAAAAGUUCCAACCGUUUACCGCCAUGAGAUCAGUAGAAUCACAGCACAACUAUGUAUUGGCAUUGGAAGGGGACACAUACUGGUACCAAAAGAAAUUCGAUUUUCCUUGUUGUCAACAUGGCUAGAAGCUCUAUAUGAAGAUUUUGGAUGGAUGAGAAGAGCUUCUAGAGCUGUUGAUAAGAAAUUGGUUGAGGAUGGACUAAGCCAAACUAUAUUGACACUGCCUUUACUACAACAACAGUCUGUGUUGCUCAAUUGGUUUGAUAGAUUUCUUAAUAAAGGAGAUGAUUGUCCUAAUAUUCAGAAGGCAUUUGAGAUUUGGUGGAGAAGAGCUUUCAUCAGACAGUAUUCAGCUGAGUCUGAUAAUUCCCAGUUGCAAAUUACUCUCUGUGAUUACCCGAGUUAAAAACUAUGAAAGGGACCUCAAAAGAAAAGAAAAAUAAAUUAAAUUCAUAUUUUGUAAAUAAGAUGAGACAUUUUGCAUUUCCCACUUAUGCUUUAGCCUGCUGUAGUCAAUUUGGAUUUCAUCUUUGCCCAUUUACUUUUUUUGACCUGAACUUAGUUGAGAACCCUGUAACCUAACUCACAGAAAGUUCUCUGUCGAAGACAAACGAUUGUAGGGUGGGAGUAUUGGAAAAGAAUUAGAAAAUAUGUAAAGGCGUUUCUUGUUCUUGCUUAAGGGUUGAAUUUAAAGACUGUAAACUUU